This is a messenger RNA of Blastomyces gilchristii SLH14081, 603 nucleotides long. RefSeq lists its product as uncharacterized. Lineage: Eukaryota; Fungi; Ascomycota; Eurotiomycetes; Onygenales; Ajellomycetaceae. Bases 1 to 603 code for a protein of 200 amino acids. The record is from RefSeq and is a predicted model, not a curated record. The transcript has a single exon.
AUGUAUGCCCACGAGUUGCUUCAUCACCUACCACGGUAUGAGGUGCCAUCAUCAACCGGUAGAGCACCUGCGUUUCAGUAUGGUCACUACGUCGACUAUUUGAUCCAAAUGUUUUGCCUCGAGCGUAUCCGCCACCUCGAGGAUCCGACUAUAGCGUGGGAUGGUCCAGCCUGGUUUUCACGGAAGGUGUUGCUCUUUGAAUGCGUUAGUGAGGUAUACUGGGUACAGCACCUCACGCAUUGGGACGGGCGGAAGCAGUUUGACAUGCUCAGCCGCAGACAAGAGGGAUCGGAGCGUGGUGAGGCUUACAAGGAAGCCAGCCAGUUUGUGCAAGCCAUUCUUGAUACGUCGUCGACGAUGAAACUAUCACAUGGGAUUGUCACAGAACAGAGGGAGUAUCUGGCUAGAAUCUGGGACGAGGAAAGAAACAAGGACGCAGAUAUUUCCCCUGGAACUUUUGCAGCGCAUUUGAGGUGGGCCAGUGAGAACUUCAAACAGGCCCGCCCGCUUGUACCUUUACUUUUACCGGUGCGUGAAGAUGGCUUAUUAAAAGGGGCCUUGCUUGAGGCCGUUGGAACCCGUCAUCCUCACUGGGACGUAUAG